AAAUAUAUUAUAAAUUAUUUUUCCCUUAAAAUAAUUUCCUUUAUUUUUUCAAGAAAUUAUUUCAAUCUCGUUCGAACGAGAUUUUUGUUUACAAAUCACUGGUUCCAUUUCGGUGUAUAUAUUAGUUAGGUAGUAAACGGAACCAAUAUCACUCUCAACAACUAUAUAAGCACGUGAAACUCGUGCAUCGGUCUCUCAGUUUACAACUCGCUGUCCGAGUACACUUCAAAUUAACUCUUCGGAUUUUACAUCGGAAAUCUCGUUGUUUGGAAUGCCACGUGGUAGAGGAAGACCAGUUAGGGCUUCAAGGCCAGUAAAUACUGCAAACCAGCCUAAUAAUGUACAGACCAGGGGUCGGAAAAGGCAGGCAGAGGAGGACGGUGACUCCCUAGCAGAAGACACGUCUUUACAGUCCAACGCAGAUGUCUGGGUGUUAGGCGAUUCGUUGCCGUAUUGGGCCGGGGUUCACGCAUCUGACACUUUCAAGAGCAAUUUAAAGAUCGACGGUGUGUCCAUUGCAUGGUGGGGAAAAAGAGGCCUUGGUUGGUCGGGAUUGAGGCGUCACAUUGAAUUGCAGGUUCUAUUUUCUCAGCCACCUAAAAUGUUCUUAUAUUACAGAUACUUCCAUGGCACUGACACUUUGACAAGGCGAUCCUUCUGCACGAUCAGUCAAUGUAAAGCAAUCUACACAAUGUACCUCUCGACGGAAAAACCAUACUUUGCAAUAAGGGAGAAGACCAAACUUCAGGGAUCGUCAAUGUUUAGACUGUAACUGUAUCUGUGUAUUGUUUUCUCCUAAUAUGUUUCAUUUAAUCGCGGGUUACAUGUGUUUUUGUGUAGAGCUGAGAGACUCUAAUAGUGACAUGGAAGUUGUUUAGUGCCGGAAGUAUAGUGAACAUUUUACAUUAAUUUUAAAUCGUGAAGAUGUUAUGAAGUUGCUUUGAUUCUAUACAUGUGUUAUUUGUUUGUACUCCUUAGAAUCAAGUAUACAAUGUCACUCAUAUUAUGCCUGGGAAAAAAAUAUGUCGAUCGGGAGGCGGCCGUCUGGUUAACAAUCUUGUCUACGGUCUUAACUAUUACCGUGUAUUUAAUCAGCGUUAAUAUUAUAAAUUUAUAUCUUUGGCGUUUAAACUUCUAAAUUGUUUUUGUCGGGUAAAGUACGUCAGUGUAUGUGUCGGUAUUAAGUGUGACACAGUGUAUGUGUCAGAUAAAGUAUGACACAGUGUAUGUGUCGGUAUAAAGUGUGACACAGUGUAUGUGUCGGUAUAAUAUGUGACACAAGUGUUUUGUGUCAGGUAACCAGAUAUUGCUCUAGUGCUUUGGUAAUAUCUGUGUGUUUGUAAUCGGUAUUCGUACCUCAGGCUCCGUGAUGCUUCUGGUAGUUUUCAUUAUUUUACGGUUAUCGGUAGGAUAAUGGAAGGUAUCAGUGGUUGUCAGCUGGUCCGUGUUGAUGUACUAUUAUUUUGGCUCCGUGGCUUUGCCGGUACCCGAUAUUAUUAUAUGGUUAUCCGUACGAUAAUGGAAGGUGUCGGUCUUUGUCAAUUAGUUCGUAUUGGUAUAUCAAUAAGACACUGGUAAACAUAAGUGACUAGUAUUCUGUUAAUGUUUGGCAAUCUGUUGGUCAAUUAAUAUGUCUAACAUUUUCGUUCUGGCCUCCUUCCGUUCGGCAUACGUUUUUUCCCAAACUAAAACCACGUUGGUUAUCCACGUUGUUUUUCUUGAGUGGCCAUAAUUUCCCAAAACAUAAAUACAAACUUGAAUUUAUUUUCUAAAUAGUAAACAUUUUAUAAAUGUACCAUGUUGUUGUUUUCUCUUUUUCUGGUAACAAAAUAAAAUAAA
This is a messenger RNA of Ruditapes philippinarum (Manila clam), 1839 nucleotides long. RefSeq lists its product as uncharacterized. The transcript is spliced from 3 exons. The record is from RefSeq and is a predicted model, not a curated record. The coding region runs from base 272 to 772 and encodes 166 amino acids. Lineage: Eukaryota; Metazoa; Mollusca; Bivalvia; Venerida; Veneridae. Gene Ontology annotation, molecular function: hydrolase activity, acting on ester bonds.